Lytechinus variegatus (green sea urchin) is the source of this 4348-nucleotide messenger RNA. Its product is annotated as formin-like protein 3. Lineage: Eukaryota; Metazoa; Echinodermata; Echinoidea; Temnopleuroida; Toxopneustidae. Gene Ontology annotation, cellular component: cytosol. The coding region runs from base 819 to 3971 and encodes 1050 amino acids. Gene Ontology annotation, biological process: cell migration; regulation of cell shape; cortical actin cytoskeleton organization. The transcript has 26 exons. Gene Ontology annotation, molecular function: actin filament binding; small GTPase binding. The record is from RefSeq and is a predicted model, not a curated record.
UGGGUUGGUAUAAGGACAGUAGCUAUAGUACUAACUUGAUAAUUCUUGUUUACAGGUUGGGUAUGAAAACAAAGCAGGGUAUAGUGACUUCCAGGCUUACCCGCCGUGUCCUCAAAAAGGAACACCGUUUCACAAAAAGCAUGUUGCUGGAAUCUUGUCAUCUGAUUGGAUGGGCAAUCGUUGAACUUGUAUAAUCACUAAAGAAAUGAUGAAGAGUAACCAAUACGGAUCAUCAAAGAUGCCAUCUCAUCUAGUCUUCGGAUUCACCACCUGACACUGUUCAUCUGAGGUCAACAUAUCUUGAUCUUGUAUAAUCCAUGGAGCUAUAGCUCUAUGCAUAGUCCAAGAAGCUCUCCGAAACAACACGCCUUUUUCCUUAAAAGAAAUAUUAAAAAAAUUUAGACGUUGAUAUUAUUCUAGGAAUUUACGCUGUGAUCACAAUCGUCGAACAUACAGAGAACUCUUAUGUCUGCAUCUUAAUGAACGUUGGACAAGGAAAUUGUUAUUCAGUGUUACUGACAAGCAUGAGGAGGAAGUGUACAGGUUUACAUUUCGGCAACAAUAAAAAUCUAAAACAAGGCGCACUGAUUCGGGAAAAAGUACGGGACCAACAUGCAAACACAGAGGAAUAAUGUAUGAAUUGGUUGGUAGUCAGUCUGGAAUCUCGCCGGGUGAUGCCGGAGAGUGAGCCACCUCUAUUAUGCAUGGGACACAUAUGAAAAAUACCAACCCGAAAUUUCAUUUACUUUCUUUUUUUUCGAGAAAUUAAUGCAUUCAUCUUGUUUCUAUCUGGGAAUUAUUAUUAGGAAUACAUCGUCAUGGAAACCAUACCGGGAGCUCCGAGGAAGACAUCAACAGAUAUACGGCCGCAACCCAGGCCAGAGAUUAUAGAGCGACGGUUUACACGCCUGAAGAGCAACAUGCAGGGUGGACCAGAUCAAAUCCUCCACAUGGACGGUCUCAGUAUUGAACAGAAAUGGAGAAUUAUCAAUGAUGAGCCGUCGUUGAAGUCGUCGUUGCACGAUGUAAAGUAUUACAAGACGCAGCUGGAAGGCCACAUCGACCCGACAAUCCAUCAAGAGGCAACCAUGAAGAAGUCAUCGUGGAAGAAGAUGGUGAAGGCCCUUGCCCCCGUCAAGGAGGUCAUCGAGGACCUCAAAGAAGAUCUGCAUUCAGCCAAGACAGAUUUCCUCAAAGCUUUUAUCGCAGAUAAAGUAGGUGGUGUCCUCCUUCUUGCCAAGUUCUUGAGUCAAACCCAAACCCUUAUUGAGAGGGAUAGGAGUCAACAUAAUGCUAACAACUCAGCUUCGAUCCAGCCACCAAGCCGUACAUCAACACUCGAUAAGAAACAACUCAAGCUCCUUGAAAACAUCAAACGCACAACAAUGGAAGAAUCAGACGCAAUGAACUGCCUGCGGAAAAUAUCCGAAGACAAGGAGGGGCUUUCUAUCAUAAUAAAAGGAGAUGAUGUCUUAGAAAUCAUUACAUCAUGUAUAAUCAGCAGGUCAUUAUCAGCUAGACUUUAUGCUUUCAUGGUUUUGAUCGCAGUUUGUGAAUCCAGAGACGGUCUGAAUCGAGUGCUAACAGCUUUGAGUGCCUUCAGAAAGAAGUUAAAUGAGAAGGUUCGAUUUCAUGCCAUCACACAAAUGAUGUUCCUUGAGAAAUCAAGAGUUGAACUGGUGACGAUAUGUCUUCGGUUUAUCAACACAAUGCUCAGCUCCACAACAGACAUGAACAAACGGGUUUACCUGCAGUAUGAGCUAGAGAUGGCUGAAUUUAAUCCAAUUAAACUAGAAAGGUUGUAUCGUCUAGAAGGUGAGCUACCUCCUUCAAUCAAACUAGAAUUAGACGCGUGGCACAGUCGUUAUGUCAGUAUUCAGAGACUUCAAGAGAACCUAACGACCAUAGAAACAAGGAAUGCUCUACUCAGAAAAGAGGUUGACAGACAAGGGUCUAGAAUGACAGACUACGAGGCUGAGAACAAAGCAUUACAAACCAAAAUUCUAGAUCUCGUUGCUAGGUCAGAUGAUUACAGAGACAGGGUCAACGAACUUCAAGACACUAUUGAAAAAUUGACGCGGGAAUACACGAAGAAGACCGGUCAGCAUGCGGAGAAACAAUUUCGUAACUUUGAUAAUUUGAUGAAACCUCUAGAACCCGAACAGGAGGGUGAUGAAGUGACUGUCAUCAUCGAACCACAGAAAACAGGAGAAAGAAAACUAGAAAGAAAGAAAUCUGUUAUCGGUGAAAAGAAGAAGGAAAUUGUCAUUUCCAAGCCCGCCGCAUCGAAGAAGGCCAAAGCCCCACCCCCUCCUACACCCCCACCUGCCCCUCCCGAUCUACCACCUAGUACAGUACCAGGAGCCCCCGGUGUACCCCUACCUCCACCUCUUAUCGGUACAGUGAGGAAGAACCGUAACCGAUUGAUGUCCAAACAUGCACUGCCAAUGUUAAAUUGGAAUACAAUCACUACACCGGGAAACACAAUCUUUAAGGUUUUGGAUGACGAGAAUGUUUACGACGAGAUGGACUUUGAGGAUUUUGAGAAUCAUUUCCGGUUGAAGGAAACCUCGGCAACGACAGCGACGAUGGAGAAACUCCGACGAUUACAAGAGAAACAAGCCCAGAAGAUCAGAGUGGUAGACAACAAUCGCGCCAAGAAUCUUAUAAUUACCCAGCGUCGGAUAGCGCUAUCCCCGAAGGAUAUCCGUGGUUUCGUUGAUCGGUGUGACAUCACUGGUGUUCCUGGAGAAUACGCUGAACUGCUUCUUAACUUUGUGCCAACAAAGGACGAGCUGAAGAAACUUGCAGAGAAUGCAGAUAACUAUGAAGAUAUGGGAGAGGCUGAACAGUUUAUGUUCCAGAUGGCGAGAGUGGACCGAUACGAAUCUAAGUUGAGGUUAAUGACCUUUAUGGGUAUCUACAGUGACUUAGUCGUCACGCUCAAACCAGAAAUUGAAGCAAUAGUAAAAGCCUGUGAUUCAAUCGUCACGAGCGGGAAACUCAAGAAAUUACUCGAGAUUGUUCUUGCUUUCGGUAACUACAUGAACAGCAGUAAGAGAGGACCAGCCAUAGGAUUCAAACUUGAAUCUCUACAAAGGUUGACGUUCGUGAAAUCAUCAGAUCGUAGUCAUAACUUCCUUCAUUACCUUGUUGAAGCGGUCAACCGAUGCUACCCAGAAAUCAAGGAUUGGUACAACGACCUCCAAUUCGACGAUCUCAAGUCAGGAUCUCUUGAAGCGCUGACUAUGGAUAUCCAAGGAUUACGUAAGGGCCUGGAACUUGCCAAGUUUGAACGAGAACGACAGAUGGACAAUCCUAUUAUUGGACAGUUCUAUGUGGGUGCUGCAGACACCAUCCAUGCACUCUCUGAAGGUUUCAAGAAGAUGGAAGAGAUCUACCACUACACUACCAAGAUGUUUGGUGAGAACGGAGACCAUGUCGAACCAAUCAACUUCUUCAAGCUCUUUAAAGACUUUAGCAGCCAGUAUCAGGCUGCUGAAAGAGCAAACAGUAAAAAUCCAAUUGAGGUUGCUCCUAAACGCAAACCAGCAAAGAAAAAGGGAUCAAACAACCAGCAAUAUGGACUACCAACACAAGAACUGCCUUCUGCCGGUAUCACUGGUCGUCUAGGGCUCUUCCGCCGGUCAACCCAGAACAAAGGCUCUUAUGAAGUCAAGAGUAAAGCAACACCAUCGUCAGCCACGAUACCGGACGAAUCGGUAACGAACUUGAGAAGGGAUUCGCCGUCGUCCUCCGACUCGGGUAUAGCGUCGAUGGCGUCGUCGGGCGACAGUGGUUCGGCGCGGAGCAUCCCGUACGUGUCAGUGGAUUCAUCGAAGACUGGAGGGGUUGUCAUGACAGCGAAUGGACAUGGAAAUGCGCAGACGGCUGGUGGUGAGGGUGGUGGCGGGGACAAGGCUGCAGAUGGGAAUUCAAAUUUCUGGGGGAUAUUCAGCUCAUUGAAGUGAAAUCAUCUUCAGCGAAACGUUUUGAAGACAUUAACCCUGUACCCCAGUCUAAUGUUUUGAGAAGGUUCAUUUUACAUUAGCUUCGCUGGAAGAGCUAUUAUGUGUGCAUCUUUCUUCUGACAUUGCCAAUUAAUUAAUAUGGAAGAUUAUGAUGUAACGUUGCAUUAUUCACUGUGAUGUCGAACAGAUCUACUUUCCAUCAUGAUGGCCCUGCUCUUUAUGGACCUGACUAUUUCCGACAUUUAAGACGAUGGGCACUGUUGAAUAUAAGUGUAUUUCAAGGGAAGAUUAUGUAUCAUAAUGGGUAAUAGCUAUGGUUUAGCAGUUGAUCAUGUUGAUAAUGUGUGCGGGGGUGGAUAAUUAUGUGCAGCGGCUUU